Messenger RNA from Strongyloides ratti, 1404 nucleotides. RefSeq names its product FI21212p1. Gene Ontology annotation, biological process: extracellular matrix organization; collagen catabolic process; proteolysis. Gene Ontology annotation, molecular function: zinc ion binding; metalloendopeptidase activity. The record is from RefSeq and is a predicted model, not a curated record. Gene Ontology annotation, cellular component: extracellular matrix. The transcript is spliced from 5 exons. NCBI's taxonomy places the organism in Eukaryota, Metazoa, Nematoda, Chromadorea, Rhabditida, Strongyloididae. The coding region runs from base 1 to 1404 and encodes 467 amino acids.
AUGGGUUUAAUAUCAACAGAUUCAGAUGCAAAAUAUGAUGUUGUUUCAUUAGAAAAUCCUGAUAUUUAUAAUGCUGUUAAUUAUCUUAAUUUAUAUGGAUAUAUACAUAAUUCACUACCUACAACUAAAGAAUUUUCACAUGCAAUUAAACGUUUUCAAGAUUUUAAUUCAUUAGAUGUUACUGGAAUCCUUGAUCUAGAAACAUUAUAUGCUAUGGGUAAACCACGUUGUGGUAAUCCUGAUUAUGUCAAAUCACAUAUUUUAAAACGAUCCAAAAGAUUUCAGACUGUUGCAAAAUGGGAAAAUAAAAUAAAGGACGGUGAAUUGUCACUAAAAUGGUUUAUAGGAUCAUAUACCAAAGAUAUGACACGAAAUGAUUUAAGGCAAACUGUUCAGAAGGCUUUUCAUGUAUGGUCAUCACAACAUAAAUUACAUACAGUUCCAAAAAAAUUUGUUCUAUCUUUUAGUGAAGCUGAAACAGAAAGUGAAGCUGAUAUUGUUAUUAAAUUUGCUGAAGGUGAACAUGGUGAUUCAAAAGCAUUUGAUGGUCCUGGUUCACCAAAUAAAGGAAAUAUCUUAGCUCAUACAUUUUUUCCUAAUAAACAAAUUCAUUUAAAAUUAAAUGGUGACAUCCACCUUGAUGAUUAUGAAUUUUGGAUAUCAGAAAAUUCUCGUAAGGAAGGUGUUAACCUUUUACAAGUUCUUAUCCAUGAAAUUGGACAUUCAUUAGGUUUAGGUCAUUCAAAAAAAAAACAAUCAGUCAUGUUCUUACAAUAUAAACGUGAUCACGGAAGUCGACCUAAACUAGAUAUUGAUGAUAUGUGUGGAUUAUAUUGGACAUACAUUGGAAAAAAUGAAAUGUGCUUACAGUAUUUUACAUUAUCAGAUAUCUCAGUGCAUCAUACAUCAAAUGAUUAUGAUGAGAUUGUUGUUAGUGAUCAAUUUAUGGAGGAAGGAAAUUUAAUUGAUAAAACAUCUGAUAUCAAGAAAUCUAAAAAUUUAUCAUAUAAAAAUAUUAAAAAUUUAUUUAAAAAUACUGAAGUGCCAUUAUGUAAACAUGAUCCAAGAAUUCAGAAACAUUUCAAAUUAAUGUUACAAAAACAUAUGUCUUUUGAUGAAGAAACCUCAACAAUUAAAUCACAAAUGAUGUGUGCAUUUUAUGAAGGUUUUCAUAAAAUAUUUAAUACUGGUAUCCUAUUAGAUAUGGAAAAAAUACGGAUACAAUAUCAAUUACAUUAUGCUAAACAUUUACCUUUUGUUAGUGAUACUUCAUCAACAAAUAGUAAUAAUGAUAUUGAUAUCUCAUCAACAAGUCCUCGAUUAAAUCCAUCUUUUUAUAAUGAGGAAUUUUUUGAUAAUUUGUUGCAAUUUUUGUAUAAUGAAACGGGAGAGAUAAAUUUAUGA